AUCAUCAGUAUAGCGACUGGCGCACCGUUCGACUUUACCUGUUACUCUUGUGCUCUUUUAGCUGUUACCUGAUGAUUCUCAAUUGUGGCGUUUCGUCGCACCGUCUUAAAGUUGUUAGGAAUCGCCUUACUUAUAAUUUUAUAGCAUCGCGUAUCUGGACAUAAUUAUCUUUGAAAUUCUUUUUUUCAAAACUUCAUAUCAGUGAAUUUUACUGUUUAUAGCCUGAUUUUGUCAAGUUUCAAGUGUCUAAAUCAUCAUGGGAUUUUUCACUCAGGACAACAGAAGUAGCUGUUCAGACGAUUCUGGAAGUAACAGCGAUGUUUUUAGGAGCGUACCGAAACACGCGGCUGUGUUCUGCGUCUGGAAAAUCGAGGGACUUGGGGCUGUCGCCGUACCAAAAAAGAAGGUCGGCAAUUUUUUCAACAAUUCGGCUUACGUCGUUUAUACGGUCUCUCCCAAAGACGGAUCGAUUCCCUAUCCAGGAAUGCCGGGAAAAGACGUGAAGGGACCCGUGACCCGCGCGAUUCAUUUCUGGAUCGGUUCUAAUUGCGAUUCAACGAUAGCCGGAGCCGCAGCUUUACGGGCUGCGGAAUUGGAUGCACAAGUUUCCGCGACGAUUUUGUACCGUGAAGCGGAAGGUCGAGAAAGUUCAAGAUUCCUUUCCUACUUCAAGGACAAAUUGAUCGUAGAAAGCAUGAAUCAAAGUAGCGAAACAUCGGACGUUACUAUUCACAAAGUCACCGGUAUAGCAAUUCCAAUUUUAACGGAACUAGACAAGGUCACUUGGGAAAAUUUCUCAUCCAUGGAUGUGAUUUUGCUGAAUAUUUCCUCGAAGGGUGUGACUUUUCUGUGGAUUGGUUCGUCGGCGUUAGCGUUGCACAAAAAACACGCUGUAAAAAUCGUGGAAUUAAGAAAAGAAAACAACAACGGUCGUGUCGUCAUCGUAGAAGACGGCUACGAACAAACACUGUCAAAAUCAGAUAGAAUUCUUUUUGACAGUGUGUUGGAUCCUUCUUCUCGAGUUGUCAUGCCCGGACGAAAUGAUUCGAAUUCGUCAUCGCUCCCGAGUCCGAUAAAACUCUACAAAUGUUCCGAACAAUCGGGGAAAUACAAAGUGGUGGAGUUGAAAUCUGGACCAAUUUUCAGGUCGGAUUUAACUUCGAGCUCAGUUUUUCUUAUAGAUAGGGGAGAGGCCGGUGUCUGGGCUUGGGUAGGUCGUGAGGUCAAUCCGAGGGAGAAGCUUGAGGCCGUUAGAAACGCUAGAGGAUUCGUUAAGAAAAAAGGAUACUCAAAUGGCACCCCUGUGGCAAGGGCUAUUGAAGGUCAAGAACCAUCGGAGAUGAAAUCGAUGCUCAGGGGAUGGGAAAACAGGGAGAAAAAAGGGCCGCUUAUUCUUCCGGGGCAAUUUGAAUCAGAUUAUAUGGCGGAGAGACCCAGAAUGGCGGCGGAUUGCGAAUUGGUUGACGAUGGAAGCGCGGAAAGGAUUGUUUGGAAGGUCGAGACCAAGGAACAAUCGCACGAUAUGGUUGAGGACACUGGGAUUUAUUACGCAGAGGCCUGCUACGUUAUGCGGUACAGAUAUGGAGCCGGUAGGAAAAGCAGGGUUGUGGUUUACUACUGGAAGGGUGCGCACUCAACGAGCACCGACCGUGAAACGGGUUUAGAGUUUGCUUGCAAAUUGGGAGAGGAUACUUCCGGUCAACUGGUAAUUGCUAGCCAGGGAAGAGAACCGCCACAUUUAUUGCAAAUCUAUGGAGGAAAAUUAACUAUUUUGUCUGGACAACAUCGAGACACGCCGCCGAAAAAGUAUCUUGUGAGGGUGGUGGGGUCGACUCCGUACACUUCGAAGGCCGUAGAACGACCACUUAAGGCGAGUAGUUUGGACUCCAAUGGUGUUUUCAUCCUGUUUUCUGCUUCUCCAGUUGUCUGGUGCGGUGGACGAAGCACCGGCGAUUCUAGAGAGGCCUCUAGAAGGUUGGCUUCUGGCACUACUCCCCUCAUCGCAGAGGGCAAAGAGGACGAUACUUUCUGGUCGCAGCUCGGGGGUCGAGGGACCUACUCUACAGAAAUGCCAACGGAGGUUGAUUACAAGGAUUCCGAGAAACGGCUAUACCACUGCCACGUUAAAGAAGGCGCUUUCGUGGGGCAAGAAAUUCUAGGAUUUACGCAGAGUGCUUUGCUUCCGGAAGCCGCAUGGCUUUUAGAUACGGGAAACACUAUUUGGAUAUGGCUUGGGAACCAUUCGAAUCUCAGGACCCUCAAGGAAUGCGUUGAAAACGCCACUGUCUUUCUGUACACACAUCCCGCGGGAAGAGACCGCAACACUACCAUUACGGUCAUCAGACAAGGUUUUGAGCCGCCAACGUUUAUUGGUCUUUUUGAGAACUGGAAUCACAACUUGUUGCGCGAUCACCAAAGUUUUAACGUCUUUAGGAUAUCGUUACAGAAUCAAGAUCCGUAUCCCAGUCUAAGCGAUAUAUCGCAGACCGAAUCCCCAGGUUUUUCAGAGUUUGACAAUUUCAUAAAAUACCCUUUACAGCUACUGAAAAAUGAACCGGAAAAUCUACCCAAUGGCGUCGACAUCGAACGCAAAGAGAUGCACUUGACCUUCGACGACUUUGUAACAGUUUUCAAAAUCCAACCGUCAGAAUUUGAAAAACUGCCCUCAUGGCGCCGCAAAAGAUUGAAACAAUCUGCCGGACUUUUUUGAUCAGUAUUC
Messenger RNA from Athalia rosae (coleseed sawfly), 2719 nucleotides. RefSeq names its product villin-1 (gene qua). Gene Ontology annotation, biological process: cytoskeleton organization; actin filament severing; actin polymerization or depolymerization. Bases 257 to 2710 code for a protein of 817 amino acids. The record is from RefSeq and is a predicted model, not a curated record. Lineage: Eukaryota; Metazoa; Arthropoda; Insecta; Hymenoptera; Athaliidae. The transcript has 10 exons. Gene Ontology annotation, cellular component: actin cytoskeleton; cytoplasm. Gene Ontology annotation, molecular function: phosphatidylinositol-4,5-bisphosphate binding; actin filament binding.